This is a messenger RNA of Pimephales promelas (fathead minnow), 855 nucleotides long. NCBI's taxonomy places the organism in Eukaryota, Metazoa, Chordata, Actinopteri, Cypriniformes, Leuciscidae. The record is from RefSeq and is a predicted model, not a curated record.
ACGAGACGAGUCGAGCGAAAACUUCUUUAACCACCAGUUGAGGCGUGAUCGUGAUUGAAAGGCAAUUGUGGAAUAUUUUCUCUGGAUGCCUUUAAUUUCCAGUCUGCAGAUCUGGUCCUGUGGGCGUCAGUAUCACACAGUGAUCACAGUUCACACCUGCAGUGAAGCCCCUCCCACAACAAUUCACCAAUAAAUACUGGGAAUAUUCCCAUCAUCCUACAAGAGAAGGACAAACUCCAGGAGUAGCAGCUGAAAUCUGUGUGACUGUUAAAGAUGGAGGUUAUUAAAGAGGAGAUUGAAGACAUGAGUUAUCUAGAACCAUCCAGUGUAAAACAAGAAGAGACUGAGGAACAAAUAGACUGGAUGGAAGCGAAUAAGCAAAGACAUGAACCGAAAGAAGCAAAGGAGAAACAGCCGAGGAUCAGAGGUUUUAAGUUUUACCCCUGCACUCAGUGUGGAAAGAGUUUCAGACAAAAUGGAAACCUUAAAACACACAUGAGAAUUCACACAGGAGAGAAACCGUAUACAUGCACUCACUGUGGAAAGGGUUUCUGUAAAAAAGACGGCCUUACUGUACACAUGAGAAUUCACACUGGAGAGAAACCAUUUCACUGUGAUCAGUGUGGUAAAGAUUUUGUUUCGUCGUCAAAUCUAAAACAUCACCAGAAGGUUCAUUCGGAAAUGGUGCUGGUUCAAAGUUGGCUCGGAGUUGGUUCAAACUGCGAACCCGUUCAGAACCUGGUUGUUCUUCCAAUUUCCACUAGAGCGCCCAGUGAACGACGUCGUUACGUCACUGUGUACGUCGACAUACCUAUUAGCUAGAAACGCUUGCAACAACAUUACUUUGGGAUUAUC